UAUUAAUAUGGAUAAGACGGAUAGAGAGGCGGACGAACGUAACCGAGCCAGUACAGUAUUAUAUGGUGUAUCAGACAUACCGCCAUGGCACAUCACGUUAUUACUUGGUUGUCAGGUCUUCCUAACAUGUUUAGGAGGAACAUUUGCCUACCCCCUGAUUAUAUCUGGAGCAUUAUGUUUAGAAGGUGAUACACUAGGCCUAGCCCAGGUUAUUGGUACAGUAAUAUUUGUAUCUGGACUUUCAACUCUGAUACAAACAUUCUUUGGUAUACGGUUGCCAAUCGUUCAAAGUUGUAGUCCGGCUUUUAUUACUCCGGUCUUCUCUCUGAUGGCUAUAUACAAACCAACAGACUGUCCUUUCAAUAUUAAAAAUUACAAUGAAACUUUACCAGAAAUAGGAGGACCUGUUCAUCGAGAGAUCUGGCAAACCAGAAUCAUUGAGGUGACUGGAGCCAUUAUGAUAGCAUCUUUAUUUCAACUAGUUAUUGGUUGUAGUGGAUUACUAGGUGUUAUGUUGAGGUUUAUUGGACCACUAACUGUAACACCAACUAUCGCCAUGAUAGGAUUGUCCAUCUUUAAUCCUGCUUAUCAGAAAAGUGAAAACCAAUGGUGGAUUGCUAUCACGACGGUUGCUUUGAUAGUAAUCUUUUCACAAUAUAUUAUGUUAGCUAUAGUAACAGCUUGGGUUAUAUGUAUUAUACUAACGGCUAGUGGUGCCUUACCAGAUGAUAAAAAUGGUUGGGGCUAUAAGGCUCGAACAGAUGUUAAGAUUGCUGUUUUAGAAAAAGCUGAUUGGUUUAGAUUUCCUUACCCUGGACAAUGGGGAAUGCCAACUAUUAGUCUUGCUGGUGUUUUUGGUAUGUUAGCUGGAGUAUUUGCCACUAUAGUUGAAUCGGUAGGUGAUUAUUAUGCAUGUGCAAGAUUAGCCAAUGCUCCACCACCACCAGGGAGUGCUGUUAGCAGAGGUAUUGGAAUGGAAGGGGUAGCCUGUGUAAUUGGUGCUGGUAUUGGAUCGCCAGGAUGCACCACAUCCUACAGUGAAAAUAUUGGUGCGAUUGGCAUUACAAAGGUUGGAAGUCGAAUUGUAACACAAGUGGGUGCAGUUAUAAUGCUGUUUUUGGGCUGUUUUACCAAAUUUGGAGCAUUAUUUGUUACUCUACCAGAUUCUAUUGUUGGUGGACUAUUUUUCGUCAUGUUUGGUAUGGUGACUGCAGUUGGUCUCUCUAAUUUACAAUUUGUGAAUCUUAACUCUUCUAGAAAUCUAUUUGUUAUUGGUGUUCCGUUGGUGUUUGCAUUAUCUGUACCAACCUGGUUGAAAAUACAAUCUUCCUCGCCUAUAAGUACAGGCAGUGUUUUUGUUGAUCAGAUAUUUACAGUAUUAUUGAGUACCAACAUGUUUGUGGCAGGUUUAUUGGCAUUUUUCUUAGAUAACACAAUUCCAGGGUCUGACGAAGAAAGGGGAAUAAAAGCUUGGCGGGAAACGGACAAACAUGAUUCAGACGACGGCAGUUCAUCACAUGUUUAUGAUAUACCAUUUUUACAAAAAUAUCUAGACAAAUUAGCAUGCUCAAAAUAUGUUCCUAUCUUACCCAAUUUCAAGGGAGAUAAAUCUGACUCUACCGUAACCGGAUGUUGCAAACAAUGUCGAUCACCAAGUUUUAAAGAACCGGAAGUGUACGUUUAA
Molecule: messenger RNA, 1684 nt
Organism: Lottia gigantea (owl limpet)
Lineage: Eukaryota; Metazoa; Mollusca; Gastropoda; Lottiidae
Exons: 13
Coding region: 8-1684 (558 amino acids)
Biological process (GO): transmembrane transport
Cellular component (GO): membrane
Molecular function (GO): transmembrane transporter activity
Source: RefSeq, a predicted model, not a curated record